AUGAACAGAAAUUCAAGGUGUUUUCUUGCUAUAGUAUCAAAAUUAACACCAUUUCGAAAACAUACAACACAAGAUCCACGAUUACACUGUAACAUCUUUAGAAAAGAAGAAUACCAUAACUCCGCAAAUCACGUGAAUAUUGAACAGGACUCGGGAGGCCGAGAGCAUGGGAGCAAACAUUUCUUCAUAUUACAGGGGAACAGAAUGUUUAAGGCAAAUGCAAAUGCUCAGAAAGAAAAUGGUGCUUACCCCUUAGUACAGAUGGUGGCGUAUAAAACUCCUUCCAAACAUUGUCAGAUGAAGAAAGAUUCAAAUUUAAAUAUUUGGAAGCGAGGUAAGCAGCACCAGCAGCUAUCUGGUGAGGUUUGA
Molecule: messenger RNA, 369 nt
Organism: Striga asiatica
Lineage: Eukaryota; Viridiplantae; Streptophyta; Magnoliopsida; Lamiales; Orobanchaceae
Source: the annotation of a GenBank genome assembly